GUGUUUGUAUUGUCAUUUGUAUUGUUCUUUUUAUUUGGGUGGUUUUAUUUUAUGAAAAUUUUAUUCAGAGAUUAUGAAGUAAAAAAAGUAUUUGUUCAAUUAUCAUUCUCUGUUACAUUUGCAUUAUCAUUGACAUUGUUCGAAUUAAUAUUUUUCGAAAUUGUUGAUUUUAUGGAUAGAGAAUGGAGAUAUAGGUUUUGGGAGAUCGAUUUGAUUUUAAUGUCAGUAAACUUAAUUUUAUUUUUACCGUAUUAUCAAUUCUAUUUAUUGGUUUUGGCAUAUGGAUUCAGUAAAAGAAAGACACUGUUUUUAAGUUUUGUAUUACUAUUGCUGUAUUUAUUUUUGUUUUGGAAGAUUGGGGAUCCAUUUCCAAUUUUAAAAGAGUAUAGGGGUAUAGUUUCAUUAGAGAUGGGUAUUGGUAGAAUUGGUAUAGUUGGGUGCACCGUGAUGGCGUUGUUAUCAGGUUAUGGUGCUGUGAACGUUCCAUACAGUUAUAUAAGUUAUUUUUUAAAGCCAGUCAAGGACAUCACAAUUCAAAAGUUGGAAAGACAGUUCAACCAUUCACUCGAUAAAAUAUUAAAUAAAAGAAAAAGAAUUGUAAUGUUAAAAAGACAGCUUUCUAGAAGAACUUCAUCGUACAGUUUAGGUGACAACGGCCAAUCAAAGUUUGGUUCACUGCGUUGGUUCCUUUCGUUUUUUUAUUGGAAUAGACAAAGCCCAAUCGACGACAUUAACCAUCUAGAAAGAGAGGUUAAAGAGUUGGAGGAUUUAAAUAGAGACCUGUUUUUACAAAUACACGAGCUAAAAUUGGAAAAAUUAAGAAUUAAAUUUUCAACAACACUACAAGGUAAAUUUUAUAAUUGGUUGGGUUAUUUCUUUUCAAUUUAUUGUAUUUAUAAAAUUUUUAUGAGCACAUUAAAUAUAGUAUUCGAUAGAAAACACGGUUUGGAUCCAGUCAGCAGAGGUCUGGAUAUUGCUUUGCGUUAUUUCCAUAUUCAAAUCGAUGUUCCAUUUUGGUCACAGCAUAUUAGUUUUCUUUUGGUUGGGUUAAUGACAGCUUCAUCAAUUCGUGGUUUCCUUAAUCAAAUUUUAAAAGUUUUUCACGAAUAUUCAAGUAGUUUAUCAUCAAAUAAUAUUGUUUUAAUUUUGGCUCAAGUAAUGGGAAUGUAUUUUAUAUCAUCAGUACUCAUGAUGAGAACAUCUAUGCCUGAAAUUUACACAAGGUUUAUUGUCACUAAAAUAUUGGGUGAUAUAGAGUUCAGUUUUUAUCAUCGUUGGUUCGAUUUUAUAUUUAUUCCAAGUUCGAUUUUCACAAUGUUUUUAUUGUUGUUUCAAUCAAAA
This is a messenger RNA of Dictyostelium purpureum, 1341 nucleotides long. RefSeq lists its product as uncharacterized. The annotation marks the transcript as partial. The record is from RefSeq and is a predicted model, not a curated record. Lineage: Eukaryota; Evosea; Eumycetozoa; Dictyosteliales; Dictyosteliaceae. The transcript has 3 exons. Gene Ontology annotation, cellular component: membrane.